This is a messenger RNA of Dendronephthya gigantea, 1305 nucleotides long. Its product is annotated as EF-hand calcium-binding domain-containing protein 9-like. Gene Ontology annotation, molecular function: protein binding; calcium ion sensor activity. The record is from RefSeq and is a predicted model, not a curated record. Gene Ontology annotation, cellular component: cytoplasm. The transcript has 4 exons. NCBI's taxonomy places the organism in Eukaryota, Metazoa, Cnidaria, Anthozoa, Malacalcyonacea, Nephtheidae. Bases 716 to 1288 code for a protein of 190 amino acids.
CCUACCUUGACAACCAUGCAGCUGAAGAAAUGCUCAUUAAUCACAUCCUUCCUGGUUCAAAGUUGCUCAUUCUGAAAAGUUUCAAAACGAUUUUGUGCUGCAUCUCGCGGAACUUUUGAACAGUGUUGAAAACGCUAUUCAUGAAUUGGUUGCCGGGCCUAUGAUCAACUCUACAACGUCAACGGGAAAUUUUCCAUGAAAACACCGAGUGCUCAAACAUGACAACACAGACGCAGUAUUCAAAAAUCUCACUCACACUCAUUGAGCGUGGGAUAUAUAUUUUGUUAAUGCUGGUCAAUGAGAAAGUUCUUUCUGAAUAGGUGGAAAGAAGUAUAAGGUAGCUAAAACACUGAAAAUCAAAACACUAUUCGACUGGAAAUACCGCCAUGGAAACGUUUUGAGAAGUUUAAGAUCUCCCACUCAAUGAGUUUGAGUGUGAAUGAGGUUUUAGAAUACAAGCGUGAGUGUUCAAGACAAAAGAAACGUUAGACAGAUGUCUAUCGCAGGUGUGAAAGUGACCAAGACGCCAUCUAAAGGCCCGUUCACACCAUCCAACUUUGUUGGAUCCAAUUCACUUCUGACGUAUGAAAUGUAGUACUACAUUUCAUGUGCUCGCAUGCGCUCGUGCGCAUGCCCAAUUACUGACGUCACAGAGACGAUGGUCGAUAUAUCUGGCGUUCGCUAAACCAAUUGUUCAAAAGACGGUCUUUAAACAAUGAAAAUUACUUCAAACGUCUUUAAAUAUUUACAUUUGGAUAAAACAUACUGCUUGUUAAGUGGACGAAGUAUUCAAGUUAUCCUGGAGUUAUUCAAAUGCUUAGAUAUCCACAGAGAAUUGCAACUAAACGAUGUCCAAUUCUGGGCAUUUAUGAGUUCUUCAACGGAUUUAACAAAAUCGCAAAUUUACAAAGUCUUUGAUAUGUUAGACGUUGAUUGCUCCGGGACAUUAGAUUUUGAUGAAUUCUAUUUAUUAGUUUGUAUACUGAUUGCCGUACAAGAUAAUGACGAGAAACAUUUUAUAUAUCGUCAUUCAAGAACGGUGUUUGAUUUAUUGGACGAGGAUUCCAGUGGAAAUAUUUCUUGCGAUGAGUUUGAAAAAUUUGGGUUUCUUUUUAAUCUACAAGGGGAAGCGAUGAGGACAAUAUUUUCCGAGUUUGAUGUGUCAGGAGACCAUGAAUUAGAUUAUUCUGAAUUCAAGAUGUUCGCUAUGGCAUGUAUUGACAGACAAACGGAGAUGGAAGCACGAAACUCAUCCGCAGUAUCGGGACCUGCUUGCAGGAUACUUUAAAAUGUGUUUGACGUACU